ACCAUGCUCCGGCUGGCGAUCGUGCUGGCCCUGGCGGAGGCGGCUGGAUCGUUUGAGCUGACGCCGGAGGGCUACGCCGAAAUCCUGGCAACCAAUUCCCCUGAGAAGAAGGAGGAGUUCAUCGAAACUGUCGUGACCCAGCAACUCCACGGCUUCGUUACGAGCGAUGUAGGGCUCAAGAGCUUCGCGGAGACCGCUCCCGCCAGUUGGUCGGCGCUUCUGUCGCAGCUGCAGCAGGGGCUGCCCUGGCUGUGCGGCGGAGCGACAGGGCAUCUCUGCGACGACCCACUGACAGCCCCAUUGGGUCCAGACGGCUGGGCCUCUGUGCUGCGUGCCAAUGUCACCGCCCGCGGCAUUCUCACCAAGCGCAUUGCCGAGGAUCGGCUGAAUGCGAAGGUCCGCACCGGAUACUUUGGACACCGCCUUGGCUGA
Messenger RNA from Symbiodinium necroappetens, 432 nucleotides. The record is from the annotation of a GenBank genome assembly. NCBI's taxonomy places the organism in Eukaryota, Dinophyceae, Suessiales, Symbiodiniaceae.